AUAUAGCCGGGGGUUUUAAAGAAAUAUCCACUGUUGAAAAACCUCUAUAAGGCCACUGACAAACUAUUGGUCCCAUUUUAGUUGUUCUUCUUUAAGACUUAUACUCAACAGAAUGUAUGGACUGGGUUAUGGUGGAAAAUAUGAUCAAAGUCAUCAUGAUCGUUAUGGUCCAGAAGAAUUCGGACGCCAUCAGCAGCAGGCUCAAGAAUUAAAGCAUUGUCAAAGAUCAGCCGAUGCAAGUGCCCAAAUGGUAUAUGAAGUUUUCGGCAACUGCAUAGCUAUUUUGGAAGAAUAUGAACAAAGAGAGCAGAAAACAAGUCGGCUAAGCAAAUCAAAUAUAGCAAUGGUUGACCAAUCUCAUAAAAGUGAAAAGGACGUAAAAAGAAUAGUGGAAGCUCAGUUAUUGAUGCUCGAGACUCAAAUAAAAAGUUGUCGUGAUGACGUUCGAGAUACUGUGAUACAACAGCUUAAGGAUUCAACAAUGGAAUGGUGUGGUGAAAGACACGACAGACAGCUUCCUACAGACACUAUUACAGAUAAAUUUGCUGGACAGAUAUACGAGAUUCUCUCGAGAGGACGAACAUCUCAUCCAAAGGAAUUUUACCAGAAACCCGGUGACGUACAAGGUGUAGGCAUAGACCAAAUGCAACAGGUAUUGGCUGCACAACACAAAAUUGGAGAACAUGACAGACAAUUCGAAGGAAGUUCAACAAAAAAAGCGAAAAAACCAAGUGUUAGAUCUGGAGACAGGAAAAAAGGUGCAGAGAGACUACGAACAGUACGAAAGGAUCUUGAGCCCGAAAUCAAUGAAGAGUAUUUUUAUGGCAAUAUUCAAUAAAAACAUCUGAAAUCAAAACAUUUUUAAAACGUGUUGAUACUUGAUAAUAUAGUAAAGAAGAUAAAAAUAAUCACAUGUUUUAAAAUAAAGUGCAAAUUGUUAUAUUCA
This is a messenger RNA of Mytilus trossulus (common blue mussel), 946 nucleotides long. RefSeq lists its product as uncharacterized. The transcript has 5 exons. NCBI's taxonomy places the organism in Eukaryota, Metazoa, Mollusca, Bivalvia, Mytilida, Mytilidae. The coding region runs from base 113 to 838 and encodes 241 amino acids. The record is from RefSeq and is a predicted model, not a curated record.